Molecule: messenger RNA, 3299 nt
Organism: Actinia tenebrosa (Australian red waratah sea anemone)
Lineage: Eukaryota; Metazoa; Cnidaria; Anthozoa; Actiniaria; Actiniidae
Source: RefSeq, a predicted model, not a curated record
CGAACUCAAACAUAAAUAGAAGACUGAAUAAUAUUUCAUCAAAGCAACGUAACACAACCAGCCAUUGUUGGCACUGUUGAGUCAAGAAAUAUCGUUUCUAUCAAGUCUUGCUUCCAUAUAAUUAUGAAGCCUUGGUAACAAUGAGGUUUCACGAGGAUAUAACCUCAACAGAGAAACGUCACGGAGCUUAUGUUCAUUUUAUUUGCAACAUUUUACGUGGUAUCGCAUAUUAUCUCGAGUGGUCCACAAAAUUCAUCUUGCAUUUCGCGCUUCACUUGGUCGAUGUCCUAGAAGCUCUAACCAGUGUGUUAUUACAAGUAUUUAAGGUCGUAAAACUGUUGAUCAAGGUUUUAUUUUCCUUCGGAGACCUCCUGAAGUUCGCUGGACGAAACGUUGGAGCAGAGGGCUCGUUUCUCUUCGUGCUGUGUUUGAUCACGUAUUUUUGCUUCUGGCUCGGAGGCAGCUCUUCUGUUUUCUCGGUAUCUGGUGCUCUCUAUAUCAACGUGUGCAUAGUUUGUGUGUAUGUUUGGGCUAUUACUAUUCCAGUUGGAGGUUUUCUUGUUUUUGUUCGUCUGAGGAGAAAGAUUAAACGACAAAUCGACUUGUUGGUAAAUUACGAAGAAUUUUAUGAAGAUUCUGAAUAUGCUGCUAAGAGUACGGAACCUGUGAGUAUAUUGCAGCCGAGGGCUCAGAGAAUUACUAACAAAGAACUCUUUGCAGAUAAAACCACUGAAACUGAGGCGGAAUCAGUAGAAUUCACAGCCAUUGACGACGACGAAGCAUCAGAUUUAAGGCAGCGGAAAGAUUCCUUGUCUAGUGAGGGAACAGGAAAGGAUGAGGAAGACGAAGUAGGGUCGCGGUCCGAUGAGAAGGAAGGCAAAGCGGGGAAAGGAAAGAAAUCAUUUCUCAAACGUACCCCACGAAAGCGGAUAAAAGACAAGAAAAAUUUAAAAAAAAUUGCACAAAUUAGUAAGUUUAGUUGACCUCGGUAUACCAAAAAAACUUUUCACUAAUUUGUAUUAUUUGUUAGUUCACUUUUUCACGUAUAUAUGGUAUGCACUCUUGCAUUGUGCAUAAACUACAGUUAGAAUUUUGAAUGACAUUUUCCCCCCUCACUUGCCCUGUGACGAGAUGACAAGUCGCAAGUAGAAUUCUGUUUUCACCGCGUUCUGUGCGCAUCUACUAUCUUAAUACUUGGCGUACGAACAAGGAUUGCGAACAGCAAAUUUUGCGCAUACUAAUACCUCGCGCGCAACUACGAUGUAUACGUUUUCUUUACCACACCAACGUAUACACCUAGGUACCUAUUCUUUACUAUCACUUCCGGUAAUAUCUGUGUUUUGAGGAGCUUGAAGGACGUUGCAUAUGUGUCUUGAUUUUUGCCGGGUUUCAGGCCAUAGAAGUAGUAUACACCUAGGUGCCUAUUCUUUACAUCAAUAGACGUCACUUCCGGUAAUAUCUGUGUUUUAAGGAUCUUGAAGGUUGCAUAUGUCUUGAUUUUAGCCGGGCUUCAGGCCAUAGAAGUAGUCAGAUAGAAUACUUUGAGGACUUAUUUUGACAUGUUUUGGCUUAUCAGUUGCUAGAUGUAUAUCAAUUGCCCUUCAGUCAAAUCAAAAGUCACGUGAUUGAUAGUAUGCGUUUUUGCCAUUCGCCAUAUUCCUGUCUACCCAAAUGCUUAACCCAAUCUUACGGCAAGCGGAAGAUAUUAGUACCCAGUUUCCCAUUCGGUUUCUAAUCAAUAUGGCGUCGAUGACGUCAUUAAUUUGAUGCAAUACCACACGAAUCAAUAAAGAUAUUUUUUUAUUGAAAUAUUCAACGUGUAUAAACGUUAACCGCAUAUAUAUUAAACAACAACUGCUUCAGUGUGCUCGGUUUUUUCUUAUUCAUUACAUGUGCAACAAGCCAAUCACGGGUGAGUACGCAGACGUUCUUAGGUUCGUCACGCAACGUUUUUCUUAGAGAGAAACGAUCCUGAAAACGCAUGCGUAGGAGGCUAGGAUGAGUUGUGCUACGGGUAUAUGUCACGGUGAGAUCCAUCAUUAUCGUUUACCGAAUCAAAACAUUCAGUGAUUUCCUCAAAAUCUGAAAACCUUUUUUCUUUAACAUUUUUAUUUGUCAGAAUAAGUAGAGUGCAUACCAUAUAUCCGUGAAAAACUUUGUAAGAAAAUGCACAAAUUUGCACAAAUUAGUAAGUUCAGUAGACCUACAAAACUUCUAGAAAAGCGUGCAAUUUUUUUGACGAUAGACGGAGCAGCAAUGAGAAUGUUAAGGUAAAAAUCACUCCGUGUGAAAACGCCAAAAAAACCCAGGACAUGUCAAAGCGCGGAAAACUUGAGCUUAUAGAAACACAAGAGUCAGUUCUCUAGCAUGACAUGACGCAAAAAGAAACCGUAUUAUAUUAGAGCGAUAUCACAUAAGCAAUGUUUAGCAUGCAAAUGAGCUGGUGAGUAAAAUAGCAUGUUAAUGAUGUGCUCACGUGGCUACACGCUUCGGUGAACCAGCUAAAGUUUUAAAAAAGACUAUAACGACAAAAAUUCGCUGUCAAGCAGUAGAAAAUUUAUUCCUUUUUUUAUUACCUACCCAGCCAAACUACAAAUAUAAGCUCAACAAAACAUGCAAAAAAUUUCAUCUUAAAUAAUCUCUCUUGCAGUCUUUUCGUACAAAUUUAACCAUUAGACAGGCUUAUCUUGAUUUGUUUUCUUAAUUUGAUUAUCCACACYGACUAGCAGACUGUUCACUCUUUCGAGUGUGUCCAUCGCCUUGGUACACAAAUUUUUAUGUGCUUCUUGAGCUUCUCUUGCAACUUCCCUAUCACUUUUMAUUKUCUWCUUGCUUUGCUCUAGUCUUGCUUCGCUGUCACUGUCUGUGGAGGAUGCAGUAAAAUCCUUACGCAAUUUGUUUUGCAACUUUCUAUGGGCUGGGGUCCCUUUUGACGCGUACUUCAUCAGGUUCUCCUGUAUUUCGGUUUGCUCCUCUACAUAUAUUGGCUUAGAGGAGGCCGACGUGGAAGUGGAUGGGAGUGGAGAUGAGAGGGCCUUCUUGACGAUAUUUUUCAUGCGGUUUAUAACGCGGUCUUGUGGAGAAUCCAUGUAUAUCUGCACAACACGUUGAGGCAGCUCCGCAUCUAGUAUUCGCUCUUUCGUAAACAGAAGGACAUGUUUCCAAUCCUUCCCCAUGGAUAGGUUGUAGCAUUGGAGAAUAAACUUCCUUUUCAGGUCACCUACAUUCGCUCUUGCUUUCUUUUCGGUGCCUGUUUUAUUUUGAAGGGAAAUGAUUAAUAAAAUGUCAAAGUAUUGAAA